GCUAGUGGUGCAGCUGGAACGCCAGUGGCUGCAUGAUGGGUGCGGAGGCCUCCGGGAGCGGGCCUGCCCUGCCGGAGCUCAUGCGCGAGGCCGAGACCAGUUUGCUCGAGUGCAAGGUGUGCUUUGAAAGGUUCGGCCAUCGCCAGCAGCGGCGUCCGCGCAACCUGCCCUGUGGCCACGUGGUCUGCCUGGCCUGCGUGGCUGCCUUGGCGCACCCGCGGACGCUUGCCCUCGAGUGCCCCUUCUGCCGGCGAGCCUGCCGGGGCUCCGACACUAGCGACUGCCUGCCGGUGCUGCACCUCCUGGAGCUGCUGGGCUCCACACUGCGCCAGGCCCCGGCCCCGCACCGCGUCCCCGCCUGCUGCUCUGGGACCCUUACCUGCCACCAAGCCUUUGGCGGCUGGGGAACCCUGGUUAACCCCACUGGGCUGGCGCUGUGUCCCAAGACAGGGCGGGUAGUAGUGGUGCACGACGGCAAAAGGCGGGUCAAGAUAUUUGAUUCCGGGGGAGGAUGUGCUCAUCAGUUUGGAGAGAAGGGGGACGCUGCCCAGGAAAUUAGGUACCCACUCGAUGUCGCCGUCACCAACGACUGCCAUGUGGUUGUUACCGAUGCCGGCGACCGCUCGAUCAAAGUGUUCGAUUUUUUUGGCCAGAUCAAAGUUGUCAUUGGAGGCCAGUUCUCCUUGCCUUGGGGUGUGGAGACCACCCCUCAGAAUGGGGUCGUGGUAACUGAUGCGGAAGCAGGAUCCCUGCACCUCUUGGAUGUGGACUUUCCAGAAGGGGUCCUCCGGAAAACAGAAAGGUUGCAAGCGCAUCUGCGCAGUCCCAGAGCGGUGGCAGUGUCUGGGCUCACUGGGGCCAUUGCAGUCCUAGAGCGCCCCCUGACGCUGGGGCCCGGGACCUGCAGCACCACAGUGAAGGUGUUCAGUGCAAGCAUGCAGCUCAUCGGCCAGGUGGAUACCUUUGGGCUGAGCCUCUUCUUCCCUUAUGAAAUAACUGCCUCUGCUGUGACCUUCGAUCACCAGGGGAAUGUGAUUGUCGCCGAUACCUCCAGUCAUGCGGUCCUGUGCUUAGGCAAACCCGAGGAGUUUCCAGUACUGAAGCCCAUCAUUACCCAUGGUCUUUCUCAUCCUGUGGCACUGACCUUCACCAAGGAGAAUUCUCUUCUUGUGCUGGACAGUGCAACCCAUUCUAUAAAAGUCUUUAGGGUUGACUGGGGAUGAUGGGCGUGGUGAGGGGCCUGGGGCUUGGAAUCAGAAACCCUGGAGCCGCCACUAAGGAAUUGUUUAGCCCUGGGUAAAUUAAUCUCAUCUAUCGAACAGGGGUCAAUAACUGCCUGGGCAAACCUACAAAGGUUGAGGUAAUUAUUAAAGAGAAAUAAUGAAAUCUGUUUAUUGAAUAGGUGCUCCCUGUGGUAAGAAAUUUGUAAGUAUUAGCUCCUUUAGUCCUUAACAACCACCCAAUAAGGUAAUUCUGUUAUUGAUUUCAUUUUAGAUAUGAGAAAACUGAGAUCCAGAGAGCUAAAGUGACUAACCCAAAGUAACACUUAUUGUGACAAUCACCACGAGGACUCAAUCUUGACUCCAAAAAACCUCUUUCUCUUAAAUAAGAUAAUGUGUGGGGGGAAAUAUGUGAAUGUAUAUUGUUGUCAUGUGUACACUAUUUACAAGUGGCCAUUUAUUUUAGUUGGAUGCACAAAGAUAGGAGACCUUGUUGAGGGUUCAAGAGAAAAGGGUUUGCAGUGUGCAGGGCAGAGGGGAGUAAAGAGGGGGAAGUGGGACAACCUGUAAUAGCAUAAUCAAAAAAUAUAUUUUUUAAAAAAGAGAAAAAGGGUUUUGUGGUGGACAUCAGUUUAGUUCAGCUUGCAGCUCCUCUGAGGGCUCUCUGGAUGGAGUUAUUGUGGAUUUUGAGUUACUUGCUAAGAAAAACAAUUGAACUGCUUACUCCGAAGGCAAACGUGUCCUUUAGUACCUGUAUCUCCCCCACUGUAUAGGCACUCAGGAAAUAGUGCUUGGUUGGUUGAGAAAGGCCUGUGUUGCUGUAAAUUCUAAACUACUGUAGAACACACAUUUAUACAAGUGUUAAAGGGCUGGAUGAUAAAGGGCUGGAUGAUAUUCCUGUUACAUGUUUAUGUUAACACAGAGAUAAGUCACCACAAUCAGUUUGUGGUAAAAAUGAUUUUGCUGGCCUUUUUACAAUCGGUAACCUGGAGCACUUUUGUGUUGGGGUUUUCCUCCAUGCAAUUUAAAUUUGUUCCAUGUGUUUGCAAACACUGUAUACUCAAUAAAUA
This is a messenger RNA of Phyllostomus hastatus (greater spear-nosed bat), 2290 nucleotides long. It is a transcript of the gene NHLRC1, whose product is annotated as NHL repeat containing E3 ubiquitin protein ligase 1. Gene Ontology annotation, biological process: negative regulation of translation; proteasome-mediated ubiquitin-dependent protein catabolic process; protein polyubiquitination. Gene Ontology annotation, molecular function: translation repressor activity; protein binding; ubiquitin protein ligase activity. The transcript has a single exon. Bases 33 to 1223 code for a protein of 396 amino acids. NCBI's taxonomy places the organism in Eukaryota, Metazoa, Chordata, Mammalia, Chiroptera, Phyllostomidae. The record is from RefSeq and is a predicted model, not a curated record.